Messenger RNA from Triticum turgidum subsp. durum (durum wheat), 1293 nucleotides. Lineage: Eukaryota; Viridiplantae; Streptophyta; Magnoliopsida; Poales; Poaceae. The record is from the annotation of a GenBank genome assembly.
AUGGGGCUGGAGGGGGAAACGACGGCGGCGGCGGCGGUGCACGGGCACCGGCUGUCGACGGUGGUGCCUAGCUCGGUGACGGAGGUGGAGGGGUACGAGCUGGGGGACGCGGACCUGGCGUUCCGGCUGCACUACCUGCGCGGGGUGUACUACUACGCGGCGGGGGAGGUGGUGCGCGGGGUGACCACCAAGGUGCUCAAGGACCCGAUGUUCCCCUGGCUGGACGCCUACUACCCCGUGGCCGGCCGCGUCCGCCGCCCCGCCGACGACGCCGGCGCCGAGCAGGAGGCCUCGCGCCGGCCCUACGUCAAGUGCAACGACUGCGGCGUCCGCAUCGUGGAGGCCCAGUGCGAGCGCGCGCUGGACGAGUGGCUCCGCGACGACGCCGUCGACCGCGUCCGCCAGCUCUGCUACGACAAGGUGCUCGGCCCGGAGCUCUUCUUCUCCCCGCUGCUCUACGUCCAGGUCACAAAGUUCAAGUGUGGAGCGAUGGCGCUCGGGUUCAGCUGGGCGCACCUCAUCGGCGACGUGGCCACGGCGACGACCUGCUUCAAUCACUGGGCAAAGAUACUGGGCGGCAAGACGCCAGACGCCGUCACCGUGAACCCCAGGAACGAGCCGCAAGACCGCGCGCCUGCCGACGCCGCCGUGCCGCGCUCCGUGAAGUCGGUCGGGCCCAUCGAGGACUACUGGUUUGUCCCCGCCGGCGUCGACAUGGCGGGCUACUCCUUCCACGUCACCGAGCCGAUGCUCACGAGGCUGCAGCAGCAGGAGCCAGCGGCUGCCGGCGGCGCCUUCGAGCUCAUCUCGGCGCUCCUGUGGCAGACGGUGGCGAAGAUCAGGGCCGCCAAGGAGGUGAAGACGGUGACGGUGGUGAGGAACGACAUGUCGGCCAGGAGCGGCAACUCCCUGGCCAACGAGCAGAGGGUCGGGUACGUGGAGGCGGGCUCCCCGCCGGCCAAGACCGACGUGUCCGAGCUGGCGGCGCUGCUGGCCAAGAACGUCGUCGAUGAGACCGCGGCGGUGGUCGCGUUCCCGGGGGACGUGAUCAUCUACGGCGCCAACCUAACGUUCGUGGACAUGGAGCAGGUGGACCUGUACGGGCUGGAGAUCAAGGGGCAGAGGCCCGCGCACGUGGAGUACGGCUUGGACGGCGUCGGCGAGGAGGGCGCCGUGCUGGUGCAGCCGGACGCCGACGGGCGCGGCCGCGUCGUCACGGCGGUGCUCCCCAAGGACGAGGUGGAGGCCCUCCGCGCCGCGCUCGGGAGCACGCUCCUGCAGCCGGCUCCCUGA